AUGGUCACGCCCACAGUGAUUUACUCGGGGACAGUCGGCUGCCAGCUGGAUAGAGUGCCCUUGGAUGUGACGCACAUCUCCGGCAACAUCAGCCUGAUGUCAUGCUCACUUUUGACGGCAGAUGACCUUCAAGUUUUUAGCAAGCUCGUUCACGUGAGCGGGCACGUGAGCAUUGAAUUCAAUUCCGUCUUGACCAAUGUGGAUGGGCUCGCCCGCAUCACCAGCGUCGGCGGCUACUUGACCAUCAACGAGCACUGUGGUGGGAGAUAUCGUGCCUGUGGGGAUCUAAUGGAUUGCUGUGUUGACUUGACACGGAAUAAUGCCGCUUUGGCCAAUGUGAAUGGACUUGCCAGUCUCGGCAGCGUCGGCGGCUACUUGUCCAUCACUGAUAAUUCCAACUUGAGCAACGUGAAUGGACUCGCCAAAAUCACCAACGUCAGCGGCUACCUGCACGUUUCUGGAAAUUCGGCCUUGACCAAUGUGGAUGGCCUGGCCAGUAUCACCAGCACCGGUGGCUACUUGACCGUCAACAAUAAUGAUGCUUUGUGCAAUGUGGAUGGUCUUGCCAGUAUCACCCGCAUCAGUGGCUACUUGACCAUCUACCAUAAUUACAACUUGACCAAUGUGGAUGGACUUGCCAGUCUCACCAAUAUUGGCAGCUUCUUGGCCAUUUACGGGAAUUCCGCCUUGACCAGUGUGGACGGACUUGCCAGCAUCAACAGCAUUCGAAGCUUUUUGUCCGUUUUUGAUAAUUCCAAAUUGACCAACGUGAAUGGACUCGCCAGUAUUACCAGCGUAGGCAGCUACCUGUCCAUCAUUAAUAAUGACGCUUUGGCCAAUGUGGAUGGACUUGGAAACAUCUCCAGUGUUGGCAACUACUUGUCCAUCACAGAUAAUUCCAACUUGACCAAUGUGGAUGGACUUGCCAGCAUCACCAGCGUCAGCGGCGAAUUGUCCAUCACUGGGAAUCGCCUUCUGGCCGACGUGGAUGGACUUGCCAGGGUCACCAGCAUCGGAGACUUGUCCAUCGCUGUACGCUGCCGCUUCACGGCGUGUCACUCUGAAUGUGCCGUGUCCAUGGCCGCAGCUACACAACACGACGCCCUGACGAAUGUGAAUGGACUUGCCAGUAUCACCAACAUUGGCAGCUACCUGGCCAUUGCCGAAAAUUCGGCCUUAACCAAUGUGGAUGGAUUUGGAAACAUCACCAGCGUCAGCGGCUUUUUGUCCAUCACUAAUAAUGACGCCCUGACCAAUGUGAACGGGCUUGCCAGUGUAAAACGCCUUGGCAGCUACUUAUCUAUCAAUGGGAACGCCGCCUUGGCCAACGUGGGUGGACUGGCCAGUAUCACCAGAGUCGGCGGCUACCUGUCCAUCUCUAUCUCUAAUACUGAGGCCUUGACCAAUGUGGAUGGGCUUGAAAACAUCUCCAGUGUUGGCAACUACAUAUCCAUCACUAAUAAUUUCAACUUGACCAAUGUGGAUGGACUUGCCAGUAUCACCAACAUUGGCAGCUACCUGGCCAUCUACAAUAACAACGCUUUGUGCAAUGUGGAUGGACUUUCCAGUAUUGCCAACGUUGGCAGUAACUUGCACAUCAAUGAGAAUCCCGCCCUGACCAAUGCGAAUGGACUCGGCAGUAUCAUCAGCGUCAGCGGCUACUUGUCUGUCUACGUGCGCUUCUAUAUCAUGCCGUGUUACCCCGUGCCUGGCGUGUCUGUCGACGCGGAUGAGCAUUUUGCUGGGAAUAAUGACGCCAUGACCAAUGUAGAUGGAUUUGGAAAUAUCACAACUGUCGGCCGCUUCUUGUCCAUCAACAAUAACAACGCUUUGUGCAAUGUGGAUGGCCUUGCCAGUCUCGGCAGCGUCGGCGGUUACGUGUCCAUCUCUUAUAAUGACGCCUUGACCAAUGUCGGUGGACUUGCCAGUCUCGCCGAAAUUCGCGGCUACCUCUCCAUCACAAUGCCCAGCUACCGCUACGUCAAAGAAGACGACAUCGUUACAGGGCGUGGAACAAAGCUUAUGAAGGACAAAAACCGAGUGACCCUCGUUCUAGCCACAACACUCUCCGGGCUGAAAGUACCCCCAUUGAUCAUUGGGACAGCCAAACGCCCGCACUGCUUCGACUAUGAUCCGCCAAAUGAAGGAGAUAUCAAUCUCUACACCCACCAGCAAAGCGCCUGGGCCGACAGAGCCAAGAUUGUCCAUUGGAUCAACAAAAUCCUCCUUCCUUGGAAGCGACGGUUGGUUGGAGCAGCAAAGAUCCUUCUCAUCUGGGACAACGCGCCCGCGCACAACGUGAGCAACUUCGAGUUGGAUGCGCCUGCGGAGGAGCUUGAAAUUCUCUGCCUUCCCCCAAACCUCACCAGCCAAUACCAGCCCAUGGAUGCCGGUAUCAUAUCCGCGUUCAAGAGACGUUACAGAACCGCCAUGAUUCACGAAUAUGUGAAAGUCACGGCCACUGACGAGGCGUACAAACAAGCUCUGGAACGAGGCGAAACGACAAGGAAGCGCAGAGGUUGCUCAACGCUUGCCCAAGGCAUCAAGUAUGGUCAGAUGCCCAGCAUGUCUGAUGCUGUCAAUCUUUCUGGCAAAGCUUGGGGGGAAUUGACAGCUGAGACGGUGACCAAUUGUUGGCUCAAGGCAAAAUGCCUCCCUGCAACUAUAGUCCGUCCACAUGCUGACUCGUUGUCCAUAACCGCGACCAGCUUCACCCCCAUGGAGACAAACGGUGAUGCAUCAACAGAUGAGUUGAGCGACACGGACCUGCCUGCACUUGUGGCAGACGAGCUGAGCGACACAGACCUGCCUGCACUUGUGCAGGCCAUGGAUCACAUUAGCAAUGUUGUCCUCCGCAGCGGCCCGCCAGACAUCUGCGAGGAGCUCGUGGAGGAAAGUGAAGUGGCGCUGGCUGAGAAGCUUCAGGCGCUGAGAUUCCAGUUGUCGUCCUAUGAAGACACUGAGGCGGUCACUGUCGCAAUGUCCAGGCUGGUGCUUGAGGACGAGGUCAACACUGCCCACCAAGCCGCCGAAGAGCAGCGAGUGGAGGCUGAACGUCAAGUCGAAAAUCAACGCGAAGUCAAGUCCUUGAAGGAAAUAGCUCUGAAGUACGCCGAAGCAUACUAUGACGCUCUCACCCAGCUGCGCCUACGGGGCGAGGAGACGGGCGAAGCCAUCGAGCGUUUGAAUUAG
Messenger RNA from Monosiga brevicollis MX1, 3192 nucleotides. RefSeq lists its product as uncharacterized. The record is from RefSeq and is a predicted model, not a curated record. Lineage: Eukaryota; Choanoflagellata; Craspedida; Salpingoecidae. Gene Ontology annotation, cellular component: plasma membrane; cell wall. The transcript has 24 exons. The coding region runs from base 1 to 3192 and encodes 1063 amino acids. Gene Ontology annotation, molecular function: nucleic acid binding.